AUAAGAAGUUAUUUAUAUUUGGAGGAGGUGACGGACCUGAAUACUUCAAUGAUCUAUAUGUUUUCGACACCGAUACGCUUACGUGGUCAAAACCUAAAACAACAGGCAAUAUUCCGUCAAGACGCCGUGCACAUACCACCGCCUAUUAUAAUAAUUGUAUCUAUGUUUUUGGUGGUGGUGAUGGGGUUCGUGCCCUCAACGAUGUCUACAAAUUAGAUAUAUCUGACAUGAACAAUUUAGUCUGGCAAAAGCUAGAAACAACUGGGAGACCACCAAUUUCUAGAGGUUAUCACACCAGUAAUCUCGUUGGAAAUAAGCUUGUGGUUUAUGGCGGUAGUGAUGGUCACGAGUGUUUUGAUGAUGUUUUUAUGCUGGAUUUAGUCACUAUGCAAUGGGAGGUCCGAAAAGUAUAUGGCACACCGCCAUCAGGCAGGGGGUAUCAUACAACGGUACUUUACGAUUCUCGACUUUUCGUUUUCGGGGGAUAUGAUGGUCAUAGCGUCUUCGACGACGUUUAUGUCUUGGAUUUAUCAGCUUGCGC
Molecule: messenger RNA, 541 nt
Organism: Racocetra persica
Lineage: Eukaryota; Fungi; Glomeromycota; Glomeromycetes; Diversisporales; Gigasporaceae
Source: the annotation of a GenBank genome assembly